Stegastes partitus (bicolor damselfish) is the source of this 1740-nucleotide messenger RNA. It is a transcript of the gene slc35f4, whose product is annotated as solute carrier family 35 member F4. The coding region runs from base 1 to 1404 and encodes 467 amino acids. Lineage: Eukaryota; Metazoa; Chordata; Actinopteri; Pomacentridae. The record is from RefSeq and is a predicted model, not a curated record. The transcript has 7 exons. Gene Ontology annotation, cellular component: membrane.
AUGAUAAGCACGGAGAGUGUUUUGGAGAGUGGGGACCAGCCUUGCAUCCGGCUGGAGCCCCUGAAGAGCACGCACUUGCCGGGCAAGGCGACGCCGACCGGUGGCAGCCGCGCCGUCUUCCCGGGCAGCAGCAGCCCCAAAGUGACGGCCAACGGAGUGCACGACAUAGAGGACCGGAUCCUGAGGAUCACCGGCUACUACGGAUACAACCCGGGCUACUCCAGUCACAGAAGAGAGGAUGGCUCAGAGUCUCACGCGGAGACGCCCGGCAGCGAGACCAGCGGAGAGAGCCGGUCCUACCACACAUGUACCAACGCGGCGCUGAAGGUGCUGGGCGGUUUGCUGAUGGUGCUGUGUGUUUCCUCCUCCUGGGUGGGCACCACUCAGGUGGUGAAGCUGACUUUCCAGUCAUUCUCCUGUCCCUUCUUCAUCUCCUGGUUCAGCAGCAACUGGAACAUCCUCUUCUUCCCCAUCUACUACUCGGGGCAUGUUGCUACCACACGGGAGAAGCAGACCCCCAUACAGAAAUUUAGGGAGUGCAGCAAGCUCUUUGGGGAGGAUGGAAUGACUCUGAAGCUUUUCGUGAAGAGGACAGCGCCCUUCUCCAUCCUGUGGACGCUGACCAACUACCUGUACCUCUUAGCCUUGAAGAAGCUGACCGCCACUGAUGUCUCCGCACUCUACUGCUGCCACAAGGCCUUUGUCUUUCUGCUGUCGUGGAUCGUCCUGAAGGACCGCUUCAUGGGCGUUCGGAUUGUGGCAGCCAUAAUGGCCAUCACUGGUAUCGUCAUGAUGGCUUAUGCCGAUGGUUUCCACGGUGAUUCCUUUGUGGGCGUGGCUUUGGCUGUGGGUUCAGCCUCGACAUCAGCCCUCUAUAAGGUGCUGUUCAAGAUGUUCCUGGGCAGCGCCAACCUCGGGGAAGUGGCUCAUUUUCUUUCCACCAUGGGCUUCUUCAACCUCAUCUUCAUCUCCUGUGUGCCCCUCAUCCUCUACUUCACCAAAGUGGAGCACUGGGGCUCUCUGUCCUCGCUGCCCUGGGGGUACCUGUGUGGACUGGCAGGACUGUGGCUGGUGUUCAACAUCCUGGUCCAUGUCGGUGUGGUGCUGACGUACCCCAUUCUCAUCUCCAUAGGGACACUGCUCAGUGUGCCGGGCAACGCAGCCGUAGACGUCUUGAAACAUGAGGUGAUCUUCAGCGUGGUGCGCCUGGCAGCCACCUGCAUCAUCUGCCUGGGCUUCCUGCUGCUGCUGCUGCCGGAGGAGUGGGACUCGGUCACGCUGCGUUUUCUGGCCACCAUUGCGGACAAGAAGUCGGAGGAGCACGGCGAGGAGCUCACCGAGUCCAGCGUCAACACUCGGAGCCGCAGUCGAGCGAACGGCACCGUCUCCAUUCCCCUGGCGUGACACGGCUGAGCUCUGACGUCAACCUCUGCUAACUCGUGUUCCUCCGGAGAACAUCCUGGAGGUGUAGCAGGAUGUUCAGUCAACAUGGACGCAACAACCAGGAGGACAAGAAGUAUCAUCUUGAACUUCACUCUGGAGAUGUACCUCUGGCUCUGUCACUUCACAGCAGGAGGAGGACUUUUACGGAUCAUGCAAACUGCAAAGGGUUGAAAGUGUUAUUUACUUUCUUGAACUACUUGCCACGCUCCAUCCCUCGCACGCACCCAAACCAAGAGCUGACUGGCUUCCCCCUGACAUGCUCUGCGGACUGUAUUCUGUGAAUAUAAAUAUUGGCGG